GUUUUGUGGUACUAUGACAGAAUCCAAAUGCCAUUUGGACAUUCAGCCACCUGGAUCCGAAUGACACCUGUAGCCAGCCUCCAUGCUUACCAAACACUAUGCCAACAUGCUUCACAGAAAUGGGUCUUUCUGUACGUGCCGUGGACCCCGUGAGAAGGGACCUUUGAGUUUCUAGUGCCAUUGUCAUCCUACCUCUUCCUCUUAUCCACUGCAUCUCUUCUGUCCCUUGAGCCAUAACUUUGAUUGCUCCACUUGUAUGUUAGUGUUCACUUGGAUUUUAGGAGCAUAAGCAGCCGUCAUCACUGAUAUCAUCCUUACCCCAAAGGUUACGACAAGGCUGUUUGACAAUGGCUCAGCUUUUAUCCGUCACUGUGGUUUUGGUUGAAGUCUACCUUCUUCUCAGACUCUGCACUGGAGCAGGGCAGAACCCUGACCACGUGCUGCAGGGCACUGGGGUGAAGCCUGGCUCAGACUCCAGAAGGCCCGGGGGCGAUUCUACUGUGGCACCAGAAGAUGCUGCCCGCUUCCUUAGCUGCCACUGCUUAGGUCACUGCCCUGAUGACGCCAAGAACAACACCUGCGAGACAAAUGGUCAGUGCUUCGCCAUCAUUGAAGAAGAUGAAAAUGGAGUGGGGAUCUUAAGCUCAGGCUGUAUGAAAUAUGAAGGCUCUCACUUUCAAUGCAAGGAUUCGCAGUUUGCACAGCCACGUCGAACCAUCGAGUGCUGCCAGUUUGACUUUUGUAACCGAGACCUAAAGCCAGAGUUGCCGCCUCGAGACUCGGUACCACAAGACCCUCACUGGCUGGCCUUCCUCAUUUCAGUGUCUGUGUGCUUCUGCACCCUCAUCUGUGUCACUGUCAUCUGUUAUUACAGGUAUAAGUGGCAGACAGAGAGGCAGCGCUACCACAGAGACCUGGAGCAGGAUGAUGCCUUUAUCCCAGCAGGAGAAUCUCUUAAAGAGCUCAUCAACCAGUCUCAAACCUCAGGCAGUGGCUCUGGGCUCCCCCUGCUGGUGCAGCGCACCAUUGCCAAGCAGAUCCAGACAGUGCGCCUUAUUGGAAAGGGGAGAUAUGGAGAGGUGUGGCUCGGUCGAUGGAGGGGGGAGAAGGUAGCAGUGAAAGUGUUCUUUACUCGAGAGGAGGCCAGCUGGUUCAGAGAGACUGAGAUCUACCAAACUGUGCUUAUGAGACACGAGAACAUACUAGGUACACUUCAUGUCAUUCAAGAUUGUGUAGUGUUUUUAAUUGUGUAUCAAUUCCAUGUUUUCCUAUGUGACGUGAUUCUCUUCAUUCUGCCCGAAGGCUUCAUUGCUGCUGACAUCAAUGGCACUGGAGCCUCUACGCAGCUGUACCUGAUCACAGACUACCAUGAGAACGGCUCUCUGUAUGACUAUUUGAAGUUCACCACUCUGGACACACAGGCCUUGCUCAGACUGGCCUACUCUGCAGCCUGUGGCCUGUGUCACCUGCAUACAGAGAUCUACGGCACGCAGGGAAAACCAGCCAUUGCUCACAGAGACUUGAAGAGCAAGAACGUCCUCAUAAAGAAAAACGGCACCUGUUGCAUCGCUGACCUCGGGCUUGCUGUGAAAUUCAACAGUGACACAAAUGAAGUGGACGUCCCACUGAGCACACGUAUGGGGACCCAACGCUACAUGGCUCCAGAAGUCCUGGACGAGACUCUGAAUAAGAACCACUUCCAGGCCUACAUCAUGGCGGACAUCUACAGCUAUGGACUGAUUAUAUGGGAAAUGGCCCGACGCUGUCUCACUGGAGGUAUCGUUGAGGACUAUCAGCUACCAUAUUAUGAGAUGGUGCCUUCAGACCCGUCUUAUGAGGACAUGCUAGAGGUUGUGUGCGUCAAAGGACUGCGGCCCACCGUAUCCAAUAGAUGGAACAGUGAUGAGUGCUCGAGGGCCAUGUUGAAGCUGAUGUCAGAAUGCUGGGCCCACAAUCCUGCAUCACGCCUGACCAUCCUACGAGUCAAGAAGACUUUGGCAAAAAUGGUGGAAUCUCAAGACAUUAAAAUCUGAUCAGCAGAGUGGCUUUUAUUUUGUUUUUGACAUCAUUGUCCCCUUCAGGAGAAACAAGCUCUCUUCUUCUGUUGGAUCAGACAUGUUGACUUUGCUGCUUUCUGUGAAAGCUGUAUCAUUGUGAAGUUGGAUCAGAGGAUUACUACAACAGACAAAAACACUGGAGUGGGACCUUCUGGAGAGAUAAAGUAAACCCCACUGCCUU
Molecule: messenger RNA, 2238 nt
Organism: Rhinichthys klamathensis goyatoka
Lineage: Eukaryota; Metazoa; Chordata; Actinopteri; Cypriniformes; Leuciscidae
Gene: bmpr1aa
Product: bone morphogenetic protein receptor, type IAa
Exons: 11
Coding region: 348-2033 (561 amino acids)
Biological process (GO): cellular response to growth factor stimulus; protein phosphorylation; BMP signaling pathway
Cellular component (GO): signaling receptor complex; plasma membrane
Molecular function (GO): transforming growth factor beta receptor activity, type I; ATP binding; SMAD binding
Source: RefSeq, a predicted model, not a curated record